Molecule: messenger RNA, 1656 nt
Organism: Eimeria mitis
Lineage: Eukaryota; Apicomplexa; Conoidasida; Eucoccidiorida; Eimeriidae
Exons: 4
Coding region: 1-1656 (551 amino acids)
Source: RefSeq, a predicted model, not a curated record
AUGUGUAGGCUGGCUGUGAUGGCUGCAACAAAGGGGGCUUGCUCUGCUGCUUCUGCUGCUUCUGCUUCUGCUGCUGCUGCUGCUGCUGCUGCUGCUUCCUCCAAAGACAGGGUGGGUUCGCUUGAGGCCUCACUGGGGACAGCAGCAGCAGCAGCAGCAGCAGCAGCAGCCCCCUGUCUGGGGGCCCCUUUCUCAGCUGAGGAUUUUGCUGACUCCCCGCAGGGCCACUCCCCGUUUGCUGCUGCUGGGCGCAGCCGCAGCAGCAGCAGCAGCAGCAGCAGCAGCAGCAUAAGUAACAGCAGCAGCGACAGCGACUCAUAUGAAGAUGAUGAUAAAAACUACACUGCGGGGAGGAGACAGCCAAGAAACACCUCUCACAGCCCCAGAGGCGGCUGCAUGCGCGGCAUCGAGACCCCAGCAGCAGCAGCAGCAGCAGCAGCAGCAGCAGCAGCAGCAGCAGCAGCAAGAGGACGAACAGCUCCUGGUGUGGGAGGACGUGUAUUUCGGCGUCACACAGUAUACGACCCCCCUGGUGCUGCAGCAGCUGGAGGUUCUGCUUCUGCUCCUUCAUCAUCAUCAGCAGCAGCAGCAGCAGCAGCAGCAGCAGCAGCAGAGAGACACCUGUGGGCCUCAGACCUGCGGGUGGUUUGGUGCUUCCAUGGGCCCCCAGCAGCUGUACAUACAACAGCAACAUCGACGAGCAUCACCUCAGAGAUAAUCCGCGGCAACUCGCGCUGCUUGCCUUUUUCUAAGAGCCGCUCUCUGCUGCUGUCCCCGCAGCAGCAGCAGCAGCAGCAGCAGCAGCAGGGACAGCAGCAGCAGCAGGGACAGCAGCAGCAGCAGGGUCAAGGAUCUAUGGGUUCGGGUGCAGACAGCAGCAGCAAGGGAGAGGUAGAGGAGUGUCAUUUGGUGCAGCGUCCUUUGCUGCAGUUGCUGCCUCCUGCAUUGCUGCAGCAGCUGCAGCAAGCCAGCAGCAGCAGCAGCGGGGGAGCUGGGGGUUUUGUACUUGUAGACUUUCUGAACGAUCUCAGCAGCAAAUUCGGUCUCUCUCUAGCUGACCCGCAUGCAGCUGAUGGGGCUGAAGCUAGCUGCGGCUUCUCCCUCAUCAGGCCUGACGGCUACCUCGCCCACUGCGGCAGAGUGGGCGACACCAAGGCAGAGCGCGGGCUGCUGGAGUACCUCGUCAGCCCCGGUCCUCCUGCUCCUGCUGUGGCUGCUGCUGCUGCUGGUGGCGGUGGUGGUGGUGGUGGUGGUGGUGGUGGUGCACCGGCAGGUCGAUCUGCUGCUAGAGAUGCAGCAGAGGCAGCAGCUUCAGCACCUGCUGCAGCGGGAACAGCAGCAACAGCUGCUGCUGCUGCAGCAGAAACAGCAGCAAUCAAUGCUGCAGCAGAUGCAGCAGCACUCGCUGAUGCUGCAGCACAGCUGGAAGCAGCUGCUGCUCCGCUUGGGCUGCAGCACGAAGAAACAGCAGCAGCAGCAGCAGGCAGCAGAGCUAAGAAGCCGCAGCAACAAGCAGCACCAGAUGCUGUUUUUGUUUAUAUGCUGAAAUGCAGAAGAAGGUAUGAGAGCAUGCAGUUGCUGCUGCUGCUGCUGCAGCAGCAGCAGCAACUCGACAGCGUCCCCAGAGGCGCCCUCGUGCAGCGGGGGUCGCCGUGA